UGCUGCAGUUGUGUGUGUGCGCCGCUGGGUGAGUCUCCGCGGCGGCUGUCUCCGUAGCUCCCCUUUUUCCGAGAAAAGGAGAGGAGAAUUAGCUCCGGGAGGAGGGCCGCCGCCAUUAUUGGGAAGCUGGGGGGAAAACACUUUAACACACACGCAAUCUCUUGUGAAAUUGAUAAGGACGUUACCAAUUUGUUGCAUUAAAACAGUUUAGAAUAAACAUUGUACCGCAAUUAAAGCAACCUCGACCGGUGUCCCGUGCAUGAUCGAUCCAGCAUAAUGUUGCCACAACAAUGGACAUAAUAAUUGGUCAAAAGCAACGUGGUGAACCAAGGAGAAGACGGUGACACAAGCUUUUAUUCGCCGAGGAGAAAAAAAUAAAUAACAGGAAGAUCAUUGUUUUUACGUUAGUAGUUUUACUAUCACAAAGAAAACGGACAUAUCAAUGGAAUUGAAAAUAAUCGAAAUGGGGAUAUAGACUUACAAUGAAUCUGUCAAGCUAACAAUAACAACCUACGUAUAGUUAGUUGUGUCUGUUUUGGACGAGCCACAUUUGUGUUUCUUAUAUCCAUGUAUAUCAGGCGGCGAGGGCUGCGGCAAGCGCUGGCCUGACAGAUUCAGGGAGAAUGCGAUGGCUCAUAUCUACAUUAGGAAUGAAUGAGAGAAGCCUCCGCCUUUGCUACACCCCAACACUGCUGUUGAAGCACUCUACAGGAAACACCAACUGAACUUCAUCCCUACUGUACAUCUGCCACUCUAUGGACACACAUCCAGGUGUACUCUCCGAUCAAGUGCCUGAUGAUGGCAGGAUGAGUGUCAGCAGACGAUAAUGAUGGCAAAAAAGCAAGAUGCUAAGUCCCCCACAUACAACCUUAUUGUUGUGGGUUUGUCAGGGACUGAGAAAGAGAAGGGCCAGUGUGGCGUGGGCAAGUCCUGCCUGUGUAACCGCUUUGUGCGCCCCAGCGCUGAUGACUUCUAUCUGGACCACACAUCAGUGCUGAGCACAAGUGACUUUGGGGGCAGAGUGGUUAACAAUGACCACUUCCUGUUCUGGGGGGAGGUGGGGCGGGUGGUGGAGGAGGGGCCGGAGUGCAGGAUGCAUGUGGUGGAGCAAACAGAGUUCAUUGAUGACCAGACGUUCCAGCCACACCGCAGCACUGCCAUGCAGCCCUACAUCAAGAGGGCGGCCUCCACCAAGCUGGCCUCUGCAGAGAAGCUGAUGUACUUCUGCACGGACCAGCUGGGGCUGGAGCAGGACUUUGAGCAGAAGCAGAUGCCUGAGGGCAAGAUACAGGCUGACGGGUUCAUGCUCUGUGUGGACGUCAGUAGGGGGAUGAACCGCAACUUUGACGACCAGUUGAAGUUUGUCACAAACCUUUACGGUCAGCUGAGCAAAACAAAGAAGCCCAUUGUGCUAGUCUUAACCAAGUGCGAUGAGGGAGUUGAACGCUACAUCAAAGAUUCUCACACCUUUGCCAUCACUAAAAAGAGUCUUCCAGUGGUGGAGACGUCUGCGCGCUCUAACAUCAAUGUUGACCUAGCCUUCAUUGCUUUGGUGCAACUCAUUGAUAAGAGCAGGGGCAAGCCCAAGAUCAUUCCUUACUUUGAGGCCCUCAAGCUCCAGAGUCAGCAGAUAGCCCUGGCUAAAGACCGAUACGAAUGGCUAGUCAACCGUGUAGUGAAGAACCACAACGAGACCUGGCUUAACACCAGUCUACGCAUGCACAGCUCUUCAGAGUUCAAGGAAUACGUCUUUCUAGAGGGUACAGCGAAAUGCAAGAAGCUCUUCCAGCAGCAUGUGUACCGUCUAAAACAGGAGCACAUUGAGAGACGUCGGAAAAUCUAUCUGAGCACUCUUCCUCUAGCACUUAGAUCCCUGGUGCCUGACCUGGAUGAGAUCGACCAGCUGAGCUGGUCUGGGGUUCAGAAGGUCCUGGAGUCCAAGCAGCACUUUGCCCACUGGUUUGUGGUUUUGGAGGACUCUCCAUGGGAGGACACGUCUCACAUAGACAACAUGGAGGAUGAGCGCAUCCCCUCAGACCUGCUGGAGACGGCCCCAGCCGAGAACAUUUUCAACACCCACCUGGACCACCUGAGGAACGAGUGCAAGCGGGCAGAGAUGAGGCAGGAGUUCAUGCACAAGCUGGCCUGUUCUCCCUUUGUCACGCCAGGCAAGCCCUGGGAAGAGGCCCGCAGCUUCAUCAUGAAUGAAGACUUCUACCAAUGGUUGGAGGAAUCAGAGUACCUGGACCUCUACAACCGCCACCAGAAAGAGAUAAUAGACCACGCUAAAGAGGACUUCCAGGAGCUGCUGCUGGAGUACUCUGAGCUCUUCUAUGAGCUGGAGGUGGAUGCUAAGCCCAGCAAGGAGAAGAUGGGGGCCAUCCAGGAGGUUUUAGGGGAGGAGCAGAGGUUUAAGGCCCUGCAGAAGCUUCCAGCUGAGAGAGAUGCUCUGGUGUUGAAGCAUAUCCACUUUGUCUACCACCCCACCAAGGAAACCUGCCCCAGCAGCCCACAGUGUGGAGAUUUCAAGAUGGAGCAGCUCCUCGCCUCACGCUUCCCAACAUGCUACCCAUUCUUCAAUGUGAAGUCCCAUUUUGGGGAUAUUAAAGCUGACCGAAUCAACCUUGUGAUAUUGGGCAAAGACGGACUGGCCAGGGAGUUUGCCAAUGAGAUCAGGGCUCUCUGUACCAAUGACGACCGGUAUGUGCUGGAUGGGAAAAUGUAUGAGCUGACCCUGCGACCUAUCGAGGGAAACGUACGACUUCCUGUAAACUCCUUUCACACUCCCACCUUCACACCCCAUGGAUGCCUGUGUCUGUACAACUCAAAAGAGUCCCUAACUUACGUCGUAGAAAGCAUUGAAAGGUUGCGGGAGUCAACCAUCGGUAGAAGGGACGGCCAUAUAGCUCAGCUUUUAACGUCUCUGCUCUUGGUUACUAAAAGAGGUGUAGGGACGUAUGCAGAUAUUGGGGGAGAAACUGCUUUAGGCCUGAUAACACAGGGACAGCAGGUAGCAAGGAGACUGCAGUGUAGCUUCCUAGACCCAGCCUCUCCUGGUGUGGGCUAUGGGCACAAUGUGAAUGACAGUCAGAUCAAUCAAGUAUUGAGGGGUCUCCUGGACUCUAGGAGGAGCUCAUCUUUCAGUAGCAGCUCCCCACCUCUGCCUCCUAAACCUCCAGGCCCUCCUCACCAGCCCAGCCAAGAGGCAGACAUCCGCAUCGUCAUGUGCUUGAUGUGUGGAGACAACUACGACGUGGAACAGCUCCUCUCUCCCUUCCUACUGCCUCAGCACUGCAGGCCAACAUCCAAUAGUGGGACCUCAGUGAUACUGGAGCAGACGGUGGGGCCUCACAAACAGGUGAUUGAACUCUCCCUGCUUUCCUACCAUGCUUCCUUCUCCCUGAGGAAGAGCAGUUUAGUGCAUGGCUACAUUGUUGUGUACUCAGCCCGCCGCAAGGCCUCCCUGGAGACCCUAUGUGCCUUCCUGUGUGAGAUCCAGGACAUCAUCCCUGUUCAGCUGCUGGCAGUAGGGGAGAGCCAGGUGGAGCUCACAGAGAGUGAGUCUGCCAGAGAGCAGCUGGUCCAGGGAGAGGAGCUGGCCCAAGAGAUAGAGGGCAGGUUCAACAUUGUGGUGUGUGGGUCCGGAGGGGUGGUGGGCGGCCUGCACAGGAUAGACAUGUUCCAGCCCUUCUUGAUGGAGGUGGUGGAGAAACGCAACAUUGUGGAGGCAACACACAUGUAUGAUAACGUGGCUGAGGCCUGCACUAUUGAGACUGCCUACUCCCCUCGCUGUAGCUCACCCAGCCCCGGCAACAUGUUCCUAGACUCUGAUGUGGAUGACGUGGAGCCCUCCCCACCCUACUUCGAUGGCACACUCACCUCCCAUGGUGGGGGCUUCAACCUGCCUGACCUGGACUCCAGCGAUGUCGCUGUCAUCUCUGAUAUCAGCUCUUUUGAGAACAAACUCAACAGCAAGGUCCCUCCCCAGGUGAGGCCCAAGCCCACUGUGACCUUUGACUUCCGGAAGGUGGGCCGAAACCCCUACAACACAGACACCAUGGGCCACCGUCGCUCCCUGCCCUCUGCUGUGACAUGGGUGCCAGGUGGGGACGGAGGAUACGACCCCUCAGACUAUGCAGAGCCCAUGGAUGCUGUGUCCAAGCCCCGGCCCAGCAACGAGGAGAUAAUCUACUCUGUGCCACACGACAGCACGCAGGGCAAGAUAAUCACCAUCCGCAACGCCAACAGGAUGCACUCUAACGGGAACGGCUCGGACAGUGAGGCAGAUAGCAGUUCCCUGGAGCGCCGCAGGAAGUUCUCGGCGGCGGGGGUGAAGCCCCGGCUGUACCGUGACCGCUCCAAACGCCUGGGCAAGUUCAGCAGCUUCCGCACUAGCUUCAUUGGCAGCGACGACGAGAUGGGGGCCCUGCCAAAGAUCAAGGAUGACGAGUUCGGAACCCUGAAAGGAGACAUCAUCAACGAGGAGGGAGAGGACCCCAAGAAGAGGAACAUUCUGAAGAGCCUACGGCGAACUGCCAAGAAAACCAGACCAAAGCCUCGGCCCUCUAUUCCCAAGCCCCUGGAGAGCAACUACUUUGGGGUGCCCCUGGUCAACGUGGUGUCCCCAGACAGACCUAUCCCACUUUUUAUCGACAAGUGUGUCCACUUCAUUGAGACCACAGGUCUCAACACAGAGGGGCUGUACAGGGUGAGCGGGAACAAGUGUGAGAUGGAGAGCAUGCAGAGGCAGUUUGACCAUGACCAUGGGCUGGACCUAGUGGAGAAGGACUUUGCCAUCAACACGGUGGCUGGGGCUCUGAAGGCCUUCUUCUCUGAGCUGCCGGAGCCCUUGGUGCCCUGCAUCCUGCAGGUGGAGCUGCUCGAGGCCUUCAAAAUCAACGACAGGGAACAGAAGCUGUACACCAUGAAGGAUGUGCUGAGGAAGUUCCCCAGGGAGAACUAUGACGUUUUCAGAUUUGUCAUGAGCCACUUACACAAGGUAAGCCAGCUGAGCAGACAGAACCUGAUGACCAGUGAGAAUCUGUCCAUCUGUUUCUGGCCCACUCUGAUGCGGCCAGACUUCACCACCAUGGAUGCCCUGACAGCCACACGGACCUACCAGACAAUCAUCGAGACUUUCAUCCACCAGUGUGCUUUCUUCUUCUACAACCAGCCCCUCCUGGACACCCCCACUGGCCUGGCUGGCCUCCCUGCCUCCCCCACCACCACCCUCACUGGGGGCUCUGCCUAUUCCUGCUACCGCUCCUCCCCUCCCCCCACCGCCACACAAUUCAGCCCCCUGCAGCAGUCGCCCCCCACGACCCCCCAGUCGCCCCUGCAGUCCCUCCUGCCCCCCCUCCACCAACACCCCCACUGCGCCUCCACCGAGCAAGAGACACUGAGAAGGGAGCACAUGCUGCACCCCUGAUUUGAUGAUGCUGGACCUUAGUCACUUACACAGACACCAACACACACACUAUGACACUACCUUGUUCGGUCAUCGAUAAUAACAUGGGUAAAGAGAGAGAGGAGACGAGGAGCGUUUGACAAACAAACUUGCCACUUACCCAACUUGCCACUAGUGAACAGCAUCCAGCUGACCCUUCCCUGCCACCUGUGUGCCAGUGCAGAUCACAAUGCUGACUCCUCCCCUAUAGCCCCUGAUAACCUGGAAUCUGACUCUAGGACUCACCAACAGGAGGGCCGGGGGAAAGAACAGAGUGGGUGUCAUUGUUACAGUAAGCAUCUCUCUGCCAACUAACCAUUUUAAUCCUAAUGAUACACCAUGAUGAAAAAGUCCAAGCCUCCAUGUCAAGUUGGAAGAUAUGAUUUGUGCCCAUCACUAUGUUUUUAUUUGUGUAUAAUAGUUUUACAUGUUUCUUUCUGUUUGUUAAUGAAAGUAGCCACUGGAUGUAUGAACUGUGCCUCUGAAGGCUGUGGGCGGUAACAUGCCGCCGUUUGGGGAGCCUCCCUGUCUGCCUGAAGGACCCCUGCUACGGGGUUGGGGGGUUCA
This is a messenger RNA of Coregonus clupeaformis (lake whitefish), 6013 nucleotides long. RefSeq names its product rho GTPase-activating protein 35. Bases 827 to 5428 code for a protein of 1533 amino acids. Gene Ontology annotation, biological process: signal transduction. The record is from RefSeq and is a predicted model, not a curated record. Gene Ontology annotation, molecular function: GTPase activity; GTP binding. Lineage: Eukaryota; Metazoa; Chordata; Actinopteri; Salmoniformes; Salmonidae. The transcript has 7 exons.